AUGUCUAGAUAUGUGGAGAUACUCAUACAGCAGCAAGAGUGGCUCGUUGCCGGUCUCAUAAAACUUUACAGACGCACGCAGAUUUGUUCGGAUCAGCCAGGCCUUGUGCAUGUAGUGGGCGACAAAGGGGAGAUAUUGGUUCACCAUAUAUUGAAGCAACUUGGGGUGUUUAAAGAGGACGACAGCCAUGAUUUUGUUGAAUCUAAGCAACAAGGACCGGAGGCUCUCGACGAAGCCCGCCGUGUUUCCCAGAGCGAAGGUGCCGGCAACCAAGGACCCGCCAUUUAUGGUAGCCUACGAAGUAGACUUCCUGGUUACGGCAGUACAAUGGCAGACUUUCAAUGGUCUACAACUAUGACAGAUGACGGCCCGAAGAGUACAGCUUCCUGGAGGUUCAAGCAUGCUUGA
Exophiala xenobiotica is the source of this 408-nucleotide messenger RNA. RefSeq lists its product as uncharacterized. The transcript has a single exon. NCBI's taxonomy places the organism in Eukaryota, Fungi, Ascomycota, Eurotiomycetes, Chaetothyriales, Herpotrichiellaceae. Bases 1 to 408 code for a protein of 135 amino acids. The record is from RefSeq and is a predicted model, not a curated record.